Messenger RNA from Manis pentadactyla (Chinese pangolin), 932 nucleotides. It is a transcript of the gene SRARP, whose product is annotated as steroid receptor associated and regulated protein. Gene Ontology annotation, biological process: positive regulation of intracellular estrogen receptor signaling pathway. The record is from RefSeq and is a predicted model, not a curated record. Lineage: Eukaryota; Metazoa; Chordata; Mammalia; Pholidota; Manidae. The coding region runs from base 95 to 655 and encodes 186 amino acids. Gene Ontology annotation, cellular component: nucleus; cytoplasm. The transcript has 3 exons. Gene Ontology annotation, molecular function: nuclear estrogen receptor binding.
CCGGUAAAAAUAAAAGGUCCGGUGCUUGGGUGGGGAGCUACUUCCUGGAAGAGGCUGCGGAGAAACAGCUCCUGCCAGAGCUAGGCCAAGCUCCAUGGCAGCAGCGGUGGCCCCCUCCGAAGACCCCAGGGGCCCGAGAGCCAGCCCCAAAGUCCUGGGCCCCGAGACAGACCUGGAGAGCGGCUCAGGAGGGGAACCAGCCAGCCACCAGAAAGCCAUCCCCGCUGCCCACUUCACUUUCCUCAUCGACUGUGCGCACGGGAAACAGCUCUCCCUGGCAGCACCUCCAGUGCGGCCCCGAACCCCCAGACCCAACCUAGGACCUGUCACCCCUCCAGUGAAGACCUACAUCUUAUUCUGUGGGGAAAACCAGCCCCACCUGAUUCAGGAAGCCCCACUGGGUAGGGGAUGCCUUGCCCAGCCCAGGAGCAGCCUGCCGUCCUGUAGACGGAUGGUGGCCCCGGCUUCCUCCCCAGUCAGCCCACUUUGCCCCCAGGAGGCUCCUGAAGCCAAGCGGGGCCCCUCAAAGACGGUGCCCUUGAGGUUUUCAGCGUGGGGGAGAGUCAUAGGCUCCCUCAAAGCCCUCUCCUCCUGUGUGUGUGGGCAGGCCGACGGAGCAGAAGUCUUUGUGCCUGAACCAAGGAAGGAGCAUUAGACCCACUACAGGGCGUCUGACACAGGCCUGCAGUACACCCAGGGUAUCCGUCUUCUCCCAAUCCAUGUUAUCCUUUCAUCGGAAGCAGGAUCAGUAACCGCCGCAUGGAAGGAGAUGAAUUCAUUCAUACGGCAAAUUCUAACGGAGCACCUUCUACAGGCCAGGCUCUGCAAAGUACUAGAGAAGAUUCCACAACUUUCAGAGCUUAUAUUUUCGGGGCAGGGGCGAGGUGGGGAAAGGGGUUAAAUAAGUGACCAAAUAAAUAAAGAUGACUUUA